CCUGGAUUCGGCGAGCGCCGCAAGGUGUGGGAACUGCGGCAGCCUUCGAAAUAAUCACAUCCGGGCCGGUGCUUCGUUUCCCAAUGUUUUCAUGGUCCUCACAGUCUAUCGUAGCAGGGUCUCUUAGGACUCCCACUUCGUCAAAAACGAUAAAGCGAUGCUAUGCCAUCUCGCUGAAACCUGGACAGAUCUUGCCGGGGAAGAAAUACCCUCGCGUCUUCCACGACAAAAAACUAUUCCAAUACAACUGGUAUACCAAAAUCCUGAACACUACCCACCGCGCUCCUCUAAUCAUUCUACACCGAGACGACUUUAGCGCGAACAGGCUGAAGAAGCUAAGAUGGGAUAUACAGGUCGCUUCACAGAAGUUCUUGAAGAAGGCGCAGGAGGCAGGGGAGCUUAUUGAAGCUCCAACGCUUACCGUUGUCCGGUCAUCCAUUUUCGGCGCUGCGCUAAGGGAAUUCCCCAAUAUGAGGUUAGAGGACGUAGAGAAAAUGAUUGGCGGCUUACCUGGAGGAUACGCUGUCCUCUCCCUGCCUGUUCUCGACCCCUCUCUUUUAAACGCUGUUCUUCGAGCAAUGGACCGCAGUGUUCCAUCCCGUCCCGAAAAAACCGCUGAAGAAAUUGCGAAGGAGCUGGCGGAGAAAAGCGCUGAUCCUGCUCAGCCUGGUAGAAGGAUGAAACGCCAGCGUGCCGUCCUUGUUCCAGAUCUGAAAGUAAUGGGGGCCCUAGUUGAAGGGAAGGUCUUGUUACCCGAUAGAAUGCAAGAGGUAUCGAAACUACCUUCACUGGAUACGCUCCGAGCACAGAUUGUGGGUCUUUUGACCGCACCUUCCGCACAGUUGGCAGCAGUUCUAAGCCAGGCAAGUGGAGGGCAGCUUGCAAGGACUUUGGAGGGAUUCAGGAAGGCGUUGGAGGUCGGAGAAGCACCUGAGAAGGCUUCAUAAUACUGUUGUCACAUAACGAUGAAUAAAUCUGCGCUACGAAGUCUUCAGAUCCAUGCAUAUCGCUUUUUAG
Lentinula edodes (shiitake mushroom) is the source of this 1017-nucleotide messenger RNA. RefSeq lists its product as uncharacterized. The transcript has a single exon. Gene Ontology annotation, biological process: translation. Lineage: Eukaryota; Fungi; Basidiomycota; Agaricomycetes; Agaricales; Omphalotaceae. The coding region runs from base 84 to 947 and encodes 287 amino acids. Gene Ontology annotation, cellular component: mitochondrial large ribosomal subunit. The record is from RefSeq and is a predicted model, not a curated record. Gene Ontology annotation, molecular function: structural constituent of ribosome.